Molecule: messenger RNA, 1770 nt
Organism: Trichoderma asperellum CBS 433.97
Lineage: Eukaryota; Fungi; Ascomycota; Sordariomycetes; Hypocreales; Hypocreaceae
Cellular component (GO): catalytic step 2 spliceosome
Source: RefSeq, a predicted model, not a curated record
AAAGAAGCCAUCGACAAAUCGCAUCACAGGAAAAUCAAAAGGAGAAGCAAUAAAGGCAUAAAGAGAUAUAUCAUACAGCGGAUAGAUCUUGUGUCGCAGGUUCUGUUCCUCCCACGGUCGGCGAUGGAUUCCACGGCCGGGUCCUCGAACGCCCUGGUGCGUAAGAGCACCGACACAGCCCUGAUGCCGCCUCCGCCUCGCGCAAAGAAGAUCAAAAGACCCAAGAAAGUGCUAGACGAGGACACUUACACCGAGGCGCUCUCUCAGAUUAUCGCAAGGGACUUCUUCCCAGGCUUAUUAGAGACGCAGAUCCAGCAGGAGUACCUGGACGCUAUGGAGUCGAAAGACGCUGCCUGGAUAUCAAGCGCCAGCCAGAGGCUUCGCCACGUCAUGACGCCUGGUCGAAAAUCAACCCCGGCGCCAUCAUUCAAUACCAUGAACGGCAACAGGACUCCUACCAGCUUUGUCGGCGACACGCCAACCUCUGUGGCAACAAGCGUUGCACAAGACAAGCCGCGGCCGGACUUUAAUCUGAGCCUAUCCAAAUUUCAGGCCACCUACACCAGCGAGGAUAACGAGAGCUUUUACAAGCUGAUCGACAAGCAGAACCAGAAGAAGGCUGAUAAGUACGAUUGGCUUUGGCGCGGCAACAAGCUUCCUUCUAAGCAAAUGAUCAAACAGAAAGAGGUCACAGAUAGACUGGAACAGACGCGAAGUCUUGUCGAUGACGGAUUUAAGAGAGAUCGGUUGGCUAUCAAAGAUAAUGAUGAGCGACCUGCACAGCCAGAUUCUUGGAAAGUCGCCCCUCGGAAUGGCUUGAUGUUUCAGCCGGAAGGCCUAGAAGAUGGGGUCAAGACCGUUGCUGAAAGCACCGAGGAGCUCUCUCGCAUGGCGCCAAGGUCGAUCAGCUAUGAGAACACGAGGAUGCCGCAACCGCAUGUGUCACAGCGACCGCCGUCACCAACCAUGUCGUCGGUUCGUGAUGCGAUUGCGGGUAGGCCGCGGCGACACGACGCCGACUCUAGUGUUGUCGGUGGUGGUGAAACUCCUCGUGUGAAUGGCUACGCCUUUGUGGACGACGAAGACGACGACAAUGAUGCCGCAUCUAUACGUCUUCCAGCACCGAUUAAUCUUGGGCCUGGAGAUGCCACAAACCCCUUUAAGAUACAAGACCAGAGAAAGCGAGAAGUUCUUCAUGAACGAAUGGUGGAGCGAAUAUCGAAAUCCAAAAGCGAUUCCCAACGAAACGGAUUCACGGGAAAGGCUACUAAGAUGGAGACGCCGAGGUUCACUAGCGGCCCCAGACUAUCAGGAGGGCUGACGCCGGCUGCGCAAAGAUUAUUGAACAAGAUGGCGACCCCGAUGAGAGGGAGAGCAGUGGAUUCCUUUGGACAGGCAACUCCGAGGAAACCAAAGAGUUCGCUCUUGAAGAGUGUCAGCAGAGUGCAACCAAAAUCAACAUGAUGCACUUCAUAUUCGCACUUCAUAUUCUUGUUAUUUCGACGAGAUACGACGCCGCAUGCGAUAAAUUUUCUAUUCUUGGAAAAGAAUAAUGGAGCGUUUGACAGCGCAUUUACUUUUGUAUCAAUUUGAAAUGUUUUUGAGGCUCUUUCUGAGCCCGGAUUAUUAGCGCGGAGUUUUACUGGACAGGGACAUUGGCAAAAAAUCAUGUCUUGGUACACGCUUGGAGAUGUACAAAUGCUGUCGGUUUAUUAUAUUUAGGUAUUCAUUAGUGUAAGCUAGAAUACAAUCCAGAUCGCUCACAAAAGC